Messenger RNA from Melanotaenia boesemani (Boeseman's rainbowfish), 3591 nucleotides. RefSeq names its product calcium homeostasis endoplasmic reticulum protein (gene cherp). Gene Ontology annotation, molecular function: RNA binding. The transcript has 20 exons. The coding region runs from base 163 to 2910 and encodes 915 amino acids. Gene Ontology annotation, cellular component: perinuclear region of cytoplasm. Gene Ontology annotation, biological process: intracellular calcium ion homeostasis; RNA processing. The record is from RefSeq and is a predicted model, not a curated record. NCBI's taxonomy places the organism in Eukaryota, Metazoa, Chordata, Actinopteri, Atheriniformes, Melanotaeniidae.
CACACAGUGGCGCUCGCGCUGUUUGUGAAUAGUACUUCCGGUGUAUUGUAGUGGUAAAGCUAGUGUACUUUUAAUAUUAUUUUAGGGGCCAUUUGGUGAAAAAAUAAAAAUAUAUUAAACUGCAUUGGCCCGCUCAGCGGUUCGCUUGAACAAGAAUCCGACAUGGAUAUCCCGAACCCGCCCGAGGAUCAAGAACUGAGGAAUGUAAUUGACAAGCUGGCCCAGUUUGUUGCCCGAAAUGGACCAGAGUUUGAAAAGAUGACAAUGGAGAAACAGAAGGACAACCCUAAGUUCUCUUUCCUUUUUGGAGGAGAGUACUUCAGCUACUACAAGUGCAAGCUUGCUAUGGAGCAACAGCAGCAUCCCUCUACCCGCGAUGGGGAGGAGUAUAAAUGUGAAGAUAUGUACAACCCUGGUGCAAAGGAUUUAGUCGACAUCCCUCCUCCACCAAUAACGAUGAUUGCUCCACCUCCAGUCCCUCCUCAAGCUACACCCUCUAUUGAUGAGAUGAUUCAGCAGAGCCAGUGGAAUCUGCAGCAGCAAGAGCAACACCUACACACACUCAGACAGGAACAAGUGACUGCAGCCAUUGCUUUGGCUAUGGAGCAACAGACUCAGAAGCUUCUGCUGGAAACUCAGUUGGACAUCACAGAGUUUGACAACCUGCUGCAGCCCAUCAUAGACACCUGCACCAAAGAUGCCAUCUCAGCUGGUAAGAACUGGAUGUUCAAUAAUGCCAAGACUCCACCGCACUGUGAACUGAUGGCAUCCCAUCUUCGCAACCGUAUUACUGUUGAUGGCUCACAUUUUGAGCUCCGUCUACAUCUCAUCUACUUAACCAACGAUGUUCUGCAUCACUGUCAGCGAAAGCAGCAGAAGGAUUUGUUGGCAGCGCUGCAGAAGGUUGUUGUUCCCAUCUACUGCACCAGCUUUCUUGCUGUGGAGGAAGAAAAGCAACAGAAGAUUACCAGGUUGCUGCAGCUUUGGGAGAAAAAUGGCUACUUUGAUGAAGAGACCAUUCAGCAACUCCAGAAUCCAGCACUGGGCCUUGGCCAGUACCAGGCGUCCCUGAUAACGGAAUAUGCUGCAGCAGUGCAGCCUAUUCAGCUGGCUUUCCAGCAGCAGAUCCAGUCUUUGAAGACACAGCAUGAGGAGUUUGUUGUUAGUCUGAAGCAGCAGCAGCAGCCUGCCCCAGUAGGACCAUUGCCUACCCCCGCUGAACCUGAUAAGGCUCCACCAAUGACCACACCAGCUGGAGAUGUGAAGCCCCCCAUGUCAGGUCCUCCCCCAGGAGACUUUGAUGGAGCUGCAUCCAGACCACAGGACUCAAAUAACUCCAGUGGACCCUCAGAUAUCCCUCCCAACAAACCUGCGUGGUAUGAUCCCCAGCACGUUGGACCCUGGAACCCCAACCAGCCGCCUCCUUUUGACCCAAACCAGCCCCCCCCUCCUUGCCCUCCAUGGAACAGCCAUGAGGGGAUGUGGAAUGAGCAGAGGGACCCAGGAAACUGGAGUGGUGGUCCUCCAAGAGAAGGAGGCCCAUGGAGCGGCCCAGGUGGGUCUGACCCUGGCCCUCAAUCAUGGAAUUCAUUUGAACAGCAGCCGCCAUGGGGGAACCAGGCUGACCAGCCUCCCUGGGGUCAGAGGGAACCCCCAUUUCCUCCACGCAUGCAGAGGCCACCACAUUUCAGAGGACCUUUCCCUCCCCACCAACAACCACCUCCUUUCAACCAGCCGCCCCCACCACCACAUGGUUUUGGACGCUUUCCUCCACGUUUUAUGCAGGAAGACUUUCCUCCCAGACACCAUUAUGACAGACCGUACACUCCACAUCGUUUUGACUAUGCCCAAGGAGAUUUUCCUGGAGACAUGCCAGGUCCUCCUCCCCAUCACCAUCCCAGUCAGAGACUCCCUCCACCAGGUAUGGGAGCUGAGCAUCCUCCCUGGGGUGCAGGCCAACACCCAGAGUUUGGCCCACCCCCACAUGGCUUCAAUGGUCAUUCUCCCCACAUGCGUCAUCGGCAGCCUCCAGUUCAGGAUGAUCCAAGUCUGGUACCCAAUGUACCAUACUUUGAUCUGCCGGCUGGUCUCAUGGCUCCACUGGUCAAACUUGAGGACUGUGAUUACAAACCACUGGACCCCAAAGACAUCCGUCUGCCCCCUCCCAUGCCACCCAGUGAUCGACUGCUUGCUGCCGUAGAAGCUUUCUACAGCCCUCCUUCCCACGAUCGGCCCAGAAACAGUGAAGGGUGGGAGCAAAAUGGCCUGUACGAGUUCUUCAGAGCCAAGAUGAGAGCCAAAAGAAAAAAAGAUCAGGAGAAACGAAACAGUGGUCGUGGAGGCAGUCGCUCCAGGAGUCGUUCUCGCAGCAGAGGGAGGUCUUCUUCUCGCUCCAGUUCACGCUCCUCAAAGUCAUCCAGGUCGCGAUCCCGUUCAUCCCACUCCCGCAGCCGCUCUCGCUCCUACUCACGAUCCAGAUCCAGGAGCCGCUCCAGGUCAUCUCAGAGUCGCUCCGGCUCAGGCUCCAGAUCACGUUCGCGUUCACCUACCAGGCGACGUCGUGGUGCUAAAUCCCGGAGCGCCUCCCCUUCCUCCACCGCUGGGUUGGGAACGGCAUCUUCUAAACUGUCUGCCGAUAACCGGUUAGGGGAAGAGAAUAAGGGCCACCAGCUGCUGAUGAAGAUGGGUUGGAGUGGUUCAGGUGGACUGGGGGCCAAAGAGCAAGGCAUCCAAGAUCCUAUCAAAGGAGGAGAUGUCAGGGAUAAAUGGGACCAGUACAAAGGUGUGGGCGUCUCACUGGAUGACCCUUAUGACAACUAUCGCAGGACGAAGAGCUACAACUUUGUUGCUCGCAUGAAGGCAAGAGAGGAAGUCAACCGAGAACCACAGGAAUCUCCAUCAAAUGAAUGAGGGAUUCAAACAGCAUCAUCCACUAAUUAGCUCAUCUUCCUGGUCACCACUUUCACCAGGAAUCUGAAGAUCACUGUUUUUCUUCCAGGAUUUUAGUCACCAUUCCCAGAUCUUUUCCACCUUCCCAUAAAGCAGAGUGAUGAUAUAAUUUCAACCUUCUUGUUUAGCUUGAUAGAGAGCAGAGACUUGUUCCUCUUUGAAUAAAUUUGAUGUUCAGGUUUGUGAACACUGACUCACUGAAAUCAGCAGAUACACAGAAACUGGUCUGAUCGACUAGAUCAUUCACAGCCGUCACAUCUUCUUUCACUUAGUUUCAUGUUUUCAGUUGCUGAAUGAAAAGUGUCAGACUUUCUUCCUUUCAUCAGCAGAUGACACAAGGUUCAGACUGCACCUCAACGUCUGAUACUUUCCAUAGAAAACUCUGCACAGCAUCUCUGUAAUUCAUGUACAUACCUGAAUGAAGUAAUGUCACUCUUACAGUUAAUUUUACUCUUAUAGUUUGAAAGUGAUCCAUGAGAUUGAACCGAAGCUGAACCUUCAGAGGAAACUUAGUAACACAUGGUGGCUUCCUUUCUAAAUUGUGGUUUUAAUUGCUUAUUGUUGUCAAAUUGUUUCAUGUGAUAACUUCAUCACUAUGUAAAUCUGUCAUUUUGGUUGUAGUAAAACAAGCCAUAAAUGGGA